This is a messenger RNA of Pseudomassariella vexata, 1226 nucleotides long. RefSeq lists its product as uncharacterized. The record is from RefSeq and is a predicted model, not a curated record. Gene Ontology annotation, molecular function: calcium ion binding. The transcript is spliced from 4 exons. Lineage: Eukaryota; Fungi; Ascomycota; Sordariomycetes; Amphisphaeriales; Pseudomassariaceae. Gene Ontology annotation, cellular component: cytosol; intracellular membrane-bounded organelle; membrane. Bases 397 to 969 code for a protein of 190 amino acids.
AGCCUCGCAUAAAUUCUUAACAGCGUCCUUCUAGCCUCAUCCCGUCUUGUCAAGGUUCCAACUUGGUCUGUCAGCGGCGCGGCUUAGUCUUUCUGCCUGUUCAUCAGCCUCGUUCCUGAAACAAAGUUGCGUGCAUCAGUAAAUCUACUUUUGAGAUAACAUACGCAGGCUACAGCUAAACUGCGGUACCCACGGCGAUCACCGCGACUUGGCGCCCAAGAUUUGCUUGUUGCGAUACAUGACGAUCAAGCCAUAACCCAUAACAUUCCUCAUCAUCUCCGACGGUUGCACAUCUAUCCCCACCUCCACAACCGUCGCAUUCACGUCGCAAACUCAUCUGCAACCUAGCAAACACACCACCACGACCCAAAACUAGUUGGAGCACUUGCUUGCGAAAUGGGGAAAUCUCAAUCCAAGCUCUCGCAGGAGCAGCUGGCCGAACUCCAAAAAUCGACUCACUUUGACAAGAAGGAGCUGCAGCAAUGGUACAAGGGCUUUUUGAAGGACUGCCCAUCGGGUAUGCUCACCAAGGAAGAAUUCCAAAAGAUAUACCGCCAAUUCUUCCCGUUCGGAGACCCGUCAUCAUUCGCCGAUUAUGUCUUCAACGUCUUCGAUAGCGACAAAUCCGGAUCCAUCGACUUUAAGGAGUUCAUCUGCGCCUUGAGCGUUACCAGCCGUGGCAAGAUGGAGGACAAGCUCGACUGGGCGUUCCAGCUGUACGAUAUCGACGGAGACGGCAAGAUCAGCUACGAUGAGAUGCUCAAGAUUGUCGAGGCGAUCUACAAAAUGGUCGGCUCCAUGGUGAAGCUGCCAGAAGACGAAGAUACCCCCGAGAAGCGUGUGAAGAAGAUAUUCCGCAUGAUGGACAAGGAUGAGAACGGGAGUCUAGACAUGGAAGAAUUCAAGGAGGGCAGCAAACGCGACGAGACUAUCGUGUCCGCCCUCUCCCUUUACGAUGGCCUAGUAUGAACGCGUUCCAUGGCCGCGGUGUGGGACGAGAGGAACAGCAGGUCGGACAACGAAGUGAGUAGAAACGCGAGGAAAUAAAUGAUGCGCUCAGAACGCGGGGAGUAGCUUAUGGUUAUGGAUGACGAUGCCAGAAAAGGCCAUCCUCCAAACAGAGAAGAGAGGACCAAAUGGAUGGAUGGAUGAACGGACGGCUCUUAUAUUAUCUUUCUUCCCGCGGAUUCCAACUUGGCUUGUUCUCUACGUCUAAAUCCUGCAUA